Molecule: messenger RNA, 3085 nt
Organism: Orbicella faveolata
Lineage: Eukaryota; Metazoa; Cnidaria; Anthozoa; Scleractinia; Merulinidae
Biological process (GO): calcium ion import across plasma membrane
Cellular component (GO): plasma membrane
Molecular function (GO): stretch-activated, monoatomic cation-selective, calcium channel activity
Source: RefSeq, a predicted model, not a curated record
CUCAAGGGACAGCUAAGUGACAACUGUCACGGCACAUGCGUUGUACAACUGGUAUUGGAAGAAAAAUUUACUGCUCAUUUCCGUUCUUCUUAACAGCCUUGUUUACAGAUUUCUGAUCCAAGUUAGUUGACACCGGAGAAGAACUCAGUGAGAAUCUCUCGUGUGCGUUCAAUCUAUUAAAUAGCGCGUAACCAAAUGCCGGGAAGUCGGUAGAUGUUCUUAAUUUAUCUACCCAGUUCAACAAGACCGCACUUCAAUCGAAUCUCCUCAGCUCACCUGGUUCAACAGGACCGCGACAUUUAUAGACCUUAUAUGAUUCUCGUCAGCUUAUCAGAGGUUUUUCAGUUCAGGUUGGUUCCUCAUCAAAGCAGUCAAUCCUCGAUGUGUCGGAUCGCUUAUGCGGCCGACAGAAGUGGGAGCCCUCUUCACAUGGAGUAAAAGCCGUUGCCAGUUGUUGUAUUACAGUGGAUUCUUACGGUUGCCUUCACCACUGUGGCUUCUUGUUGUCUUAAUGCUACUUUUCAGUGCUGCAACAUCGGGUGUGGGCGAAGAGAUAGACAUUAAGUCUGUCAAUUGUUGCGGAAUGCGACUAAACAAUUCUAAAUGCUGGACUAAUCUGGCGUGUGUUUGUGAAGACUGUGGGAACGGAACUCAAGACGAUGCAGGAGUUACCCACAGCUCGUACCGCUUGGAAUUUUGUUCAUCCUUUCCGAUAAAUGAAGUUUUGAAUGGUGCAUUACAGCGGAACAGAACUUUUUGUCAACAACAAUUAAACGUGCUACAAGGGGUGGACAAUACGGCUUAUCAUAGUUACACAAGUUUCGAGGGAAUUAUACAGCGGACUGAUUGCGGAGAAACAAGGGAGGCAAACACUUACUCUGCAACUUCAACUUGCCUCGACUGUCUGGAAGCCUAUAAAAACUGGAUAUGCUUUACCAUGUUAUCAGCAGCAACAAAGAGCAAGAAGAGAACUUGUGUAGAUCUUUGUCUGACUGUGUUGCAGAGAUGUCCACAUUUUCUGCCAGUUCCAAAUGAUGAAGGAAACUUAGUACAAGUAGGAUAUUCAGCUUUUAAUUGUCUUGACACAGAAUGGAAACAGGAGUAUAGGUACUCAGAUGAUUGCUUACAUGUUGAUCCAAUGGUGAAAUGUAAACAGAACAAUUAUACGUCAACAGUGCAACCAACAUUACCCACAACAAACUUGCCAACCGGUAAUUCAACAACAAAUUCUACAAGCAAUGGGCACAGAUAGUAUUGACAUAACUAUUUCCCUGUACAGGAUUGUUUUUUUUUUUUGUGAUGGAAUUUUGGAAUGUUCAUCUCUAGUAUCUAACAAUUUCAGUUAGUUCUUUAUAUACUCUGGAAUGUUGAUUCAGUAGGUAACCAAACAUUUCCGUAGUUCCACAACUUUAUAAAUGAAAGAUUUAUGUUAUUGAUGUCCAAAGAGAAAUUUAUUUCAAGGAUUUACAUUGGGGCAUUGAUAACCAUUAUUUUUGACGCAUAUUUUGACCAUGAUAUUAUUUAGCAGUAUUUAAACUCAUUUUGUAACUCAACUGUUUUGCUUAAUAGUGGCUGGCCAUAAAAAAUGUACAAAAAGCAGAGCAGUUUUGCCGUCAAAAUAAUAAGUUCUCACUUUGAAACUUACAAAAAUAUGUUACUUUGAGGUUAUUAUCAUAGGUGAAAAUUGGAAUAAUAUUGCAAAUAUAUUGUGUUAUUUUUAAAUUUGAGAAAAAACGGUGAUUUAUGCUAUUGAAAAUUUCAAAACACAGCAUUGUAUAUUACAAAAAGUUCCACACUAGCAUAGUUGUGAAUUGACUAAAGGUGUACUGUAAAAUGGCUGGGGACCCAGGAAAGACUAAUCACAGAAUAGCAAAGUGGCCAACAGUCUCUUAAACUAAUCAACAGAUCAACAAAUUUAAACAAAGGAGAGCAUAAUUGUCAUGGUUUCUGGAUUUCUGAUCUUAAUUGGCAUUAAUUUUUUAUGUUUUUAUUUCUCCAUUAAAAAUUCUCGUUAGUUAUUGUUUUGAUUGAGACAAUGCUUUGGUAUGUUUCUAAACACCUUGAAGUGCAUCAAUCAGCUGUGCAUUAUGUUUUCAACUCUCUUUUUGGAGUUUGGAUAUCUCGCUGAAACACUGUCUGUUGUGUUUGAUAUAUUACUUCUCAGUGUUUUGAAAUAUGGUAAAACAGUCUCUAAUGUUGGUAUAGUAGUUUCAUUGAAUUAUUUAUUUUCACAGCUGCUUAAGUCAUAUGCAUAAUUGUGAGGAUCAUUCAUGUCUCUACCAGGAAUGCAUACAGUUUGUAUUGUUUUCAUCAUCAUUUAACUUGUCUUGAUUAAUCCAACGAACAAAGAAUCAAUUUCUUUUGCCUGUUUCUAUUCCUGCCUUUACCCAGAAACUGAAAACAUUUCAUUGGAAACCUUUUAUUUUAUCUAACAAUGUUCAAAAUCAUAUUAUAAUAUAUACCAUUGUAUUUAAUUACAUGAUCAGCUCAAUUCAGUGUUUGAGAGAGCUAGCUAUCUUGAACAGAUUUCCCUCAAAUUUCCACCUACAAUAGCAAAAAUGCAAAUCAGUUGGCAAAUCAGGUAAAUAAAUAAUCUGUUAUCUGACUGUUGGUACUUGUGCAGGAGUAUGAGAAUGUAAGAACAGAACAGGUUUACAGAAAAUAGUAUUUUGGUUUAGAUUUUAAAAUUCUUAUGUUAGUGAUAGAUGCAAACCAUUAAUACUUACAAUCACCUUAAACUGGAGUGGUUUAGAAAACUGCUAGCAUGAAUAAACAGACACCUCUCUGGCACAUGUGCUCAAUUCUUCCACCUCUCAAGGGGUGUCUGAAAUUUUAUCCAAGAAAAAAAAAAUUCCACACUGUAGAUGCACCUUGACAGAGAUUUGCAAAGUGUAAUGAUAUGGUUGUUCCUUGGACAUCAAAAAACUUAAAAGUCAACAACAACAGCAACAAGCAAUUGUCACUAAACAGAUCUCCGAAGAGCUUCAUCAUAAGUAUGUCAAAUAUGCCAGCCAGAUCUUACUCUUCUCUCCAUCAAGAGAGAAGAAAGGCUCUGCUUAGAUUGCAAUGUUUCUCAAGUUGAAAG